This is a messenger RNA of Hyla sarda, 2082 nucleotides long. It is a transcript of the gene TMEM50A, whose product is annotated as transmembrane protein 50A. The transcript is spliced from 7 exons. Gene Ontology annotation, biological process: protein targeting to vacuole; late endosome to vacuole transport via multivesicular body sorting pathway. The record is from RefSeq and is a predicted model, not a curated record. Lineage: Eukaryota; Metazoa; Chordata; Amphibia; Anura; Hylidae. Bases 150 to 623 code for a protein of 157 amino acids.
UGUUAUGCGGAGCGUGCCCAUAACCAUGAUGGCCGCUCAGCGACUUCCGGUGUACCGGCCGUCAGCUGGGGAUUGGUCCGCAGCGCGCCUGCGUCACUGUAUCCGUGCAGCUUGUUUAUCUGUGACUGGGAUCGGGCAGGCUGGUCACAAUGUCUGGUUUUUUUGACGCCAUGCGCUGUUCAGAGUGCAUAGACUGGGGAGAAAAGAGAAACACAAUUGCUUCUAUUGGAGCCGGAGUACUUUUUUUCACAGGUUGGUGGAUCAUCAUUGAUGCUGCUGUUAAAUAUCCUAAUGAAAAACAACUGCAUCACUCAUACCAUGCCUGCGGGGUCAUAGCGACUGUAGCAUUUUUAAUGAUAAAUGCAGUGUCCAAUGGCCAAGUUCGUGGUGACAGCUAUAGCGAGGGAUGUAUGGGACAAACAGGUGCUCGAAUUUGGCUUUUCUCAGGUUUUAUGUUGGCCUUUGGCUCUCUGAUUGCUUCCAUGUGGAUACUGUUUGGUGGUUAUGUAGCCCAAAAUGCUGAAGUGGUGUAUCCCGGUAUAGCUGUUUUUUUUCAAAAUGCUUUUAUAUUUUUUGGGGGACUGGUUUUCAAGUUUGGUCGGACUGAAGAUUUAUGGCAAUAAAUGUUACCCAAAAUAUCACUUUGCACAUUUUCUAAUACACAUUCCCAGUAAACUUAUACACUCAUUGACAAAAAAAUAAUGUACCCAGAUAGCAACGUUGGAUUGCUGUAAAACAUUACAUACAGUUAUGUCUAAGGCAAAUAUGUAAACAAGUACAGCCGUGGUCUGCUUAGAUGCUCAGUCUUGCUCCAAUAGGGUGUAGAAAUGCACCCCUUGCUACUUUUAGGGCAUGUUACUCUUGGUGAAAGAUUGACUGGUAGACAUGCACUACACUUUGUUCACUUGACGGUCUUGUAGGUCACAUCAUUGGACUGAUAGAAGCAGUAUGGUCAUUUCGACAUAUUGCCUGCCAUUUAUGCUGUUCUGGCUAAGCCACUAGGAGGUGUGGGGAUCAGUUAUAAUGUGAGGGCACGCACACACAGUAAACAGGCUCCGGCCGUCCCAGGCAGAUUACCAUUAGAGAGAGGGUCGAUCUGCCAACAAGAACAAGCAGUUUAGUUGUUUACCGUUUUGUUGUUGUUGGCCACCAUCCAGACACAGGGUGUGCCUGGACCAUUUGAAAAUGCUUAGCAGAAGCAAAUUUGGUAUUGAACCACCCAUUACAUGUUCUGGAAUUGGCAACCAUCCGCUGUUUCCUUAUUUUACAGUGGUGUCCUGAACGAGAAACCUAGACUACGACGGACUGGAACCGUAUAGUCUAGUGUUGAAUCAAGGUUUUGUUUAGGAUCCCACAGUGGUCGGGUUUGAGUUUGGAGGCCUCAUGUGGGCAUCAAUCCUGCCUUUGCUGUUGAGCAACACACAGCUUCAUCUGCUGGAGUGAUGAUCUGGCACCCCUGGUAGUGAUACUGGGGAUGUGCAGAACAUCCUGUUGGCUACAUGUGCUGCCUCAUAUGGUAGGGACUACACAACACAGAAAUUUCUCCACCAGAUUGCAACACUUUCUUGGCCUGCCUAGUCGCCAGAUUUAAUGCCAUUCAAGCAUUUAUGAGACCGACUGGGACAACAUUUUUGGCAGCCUACAAGUGUGCAGGAUGUACAGGUCCAGCUGAAACAUCUGUACAAACAUGUGCCAUAGGAUGCCAUACCGAACCUGUAUGCUUCUAGGCCCAACUGUAUCUCAUCUUGUAUCCAGGCUAGAGGUGGCUCAAUAUAUUUAUCCUUUUGCUAUAAUAUUGUAAUAACUUACACCAUCAUUACAGUUACACAUUAAAACUACUGUUUUACUUGAGGCCAACAACUCCUUGGUGCAUUAUUUUAUUUUCUGCCAGUGAGUGUAUAAGACCUUUUUAAGACCCCAGACUCUUUGCUACUCAUGAAUGUUGAAUAAAUACAUUUAUUGCAAGUUGUUAACUUUAUGCAAAUCUUUGCAUUUUGUGUUUAAAAUACUCUCUUGAGUCUAUUUGUGGUUUUUGUAAGAAAAAUAAAAGAAGCGUUUAAUAAAACUUGUGUUUAAAAAUGG